UCUUGCCCUAAAAUGCUAGGUGAUUGCCUUCACUCCAAUCUACUGAACACACUCUCUGCCCAUGUAGCCAGUGUGUGUAAGCUACCGAUUGGCAGCCAUCUGAAGGUCCCACAGGGUUUGUGAUAAUCUACAUUCCAUCACCAAGGUUGCAUAGCCCCUUCUAGAGCAACGUUCUGGAGCAGGCUUGAUAGAUGGGUUACCUGCUUUGCAGCAGAACUUCCCUUCAUCCUGGCAGUCCCCACUGUGAAUAUGUCACAGAACUGUACUCCCAGUGCAAUGAAUGUAUCACGAAUGUCAGCCAUGAAACUAACUUGACAGUUAGAUCCUGGGCCUGAAAAUCAUCAUAGAGACGUCCGCCUGCAACUCCAUUUUCGUCGAUAUCUUCGAAUGUACACUGUGAGACAUGGGUUAUCCUCUUCGAGAACUUUCGCUUUUUGCUAAAGGAAGGCCUAGGUAUCAUCGACACGACAAAUUUGGUGAUGCUAGUAUUAUUCUCACGUCUGUUGUCGACUGGCAGAUUUGACUUGAUAGACCCCAUGUUCGUUUGUGAAGAGAGAUGAAGGGCGAGAAAGGAGGAAAAGAAAAGGCUUUCCUCCUCUAGCAGGCAAUAUCAACUUUUGCUUGAUAUCAAAGCCCGCAAAUUCUUAUGUCGACAGAAAAGGCUGUGCCGAGGAAGAGGUUCUUGGCCUUUGCGGGAGUCGAGUCGGGGGAAGACAGUGAGAGCAUGAUGAUCAUGCUGUCAAUUACGGUACUAGCUAUUUAUACUUUAGGCUACCCGCAACAAUAUGAACUUCACCUUCGUCCCAUCUCCACUUCUGCAUCUCCACUUCUCCAUCUCCACUUCUCCAUCUCCAUCUCCAUCGUCAACGUUGACUGCGGUCUCGAACCGCUCCUGGCACCUUGAGUGCCUCUCUGCCCUUCUCUUCCACCAACCCCCCUUUUCACAUUCACCGAAGCCAUCUUGCCAACACCAUGGCGACGGCUACUACCCACUCCGCCAGUCCUACCAGCACGCAACGAGUCUCCCCUCAGGGGGGAAUCCUCGAAGGAGGUAAUCCAUCCCAAUAUGACCCCAAGAAUCCCAUUAUCAUCUUUAUCAUCCAGGCCGCUAUCAUCAUCAUCCUCUGCCAUCUCCUGCAUUGGCCUCUUUCCAAAAUCCGCCAACCGCGCGUGAUUGCAGAGGUUAUCGGAGGCAUCUUGUUGGGCCCCUCAGUAAUGGGUCGGAUUCCUGGCUUCACGGAUGCCAUUUUCCCUGCGGCAUCCAUCCCCAAUCUGACCCUCGUGGCUAAUCUGGGGCUGGUGCUUUUCUUGUUUCUGGUUGGUCUGGAGACCGACUUGCGGUUUCUCAUUAGCAACUGGCGUGUUGCCAUCAGCGUCUCUGCAGCGGGUAUGGCAGUCCCGUUUGGAUUGGGCUGUGCGAUUUCGUAUGGGUUGUAUCAUCAGUUCAGGGAUGAUCCACAGACAGUCCCCGUUGAUUUCGGGACGUAUUUGCUCUUUAUUGGUAUCGCUAUGGCCAUCACGGCGUUUCCUGUUCUCUGCCGUAUUCUGACCGAACUUAAACUUCUGGGCACCAACGUUGGUGUGAUCGUGCUGUCUGCCGGUGUGGGCAACGAUGUUGUAGGCUGGAUCCUACUUGCCCUUUGUGUCGCUCUAGUCAAUGCUGGUAGCGGUCUGACGGCCCUGUGGGUUUUGCUUGUCUGCAUUGGCUAUGUUCUGUUUCUGUCAAUUGUCUUCCGUCCGUUGUUUAUUCGCUUUCUCGAACGUACUGGUAGUUUGCAAAAGGGACCAAGCCAAAGUGUUGUGACAAUCACCCUCUUGUUUGCCCUGGCAUCCGCCUUUUUUACCCAGAUCAUUGGCAUACAUGCUAUUUUCGGAGGCUUUGUCAUCGGGUUGCUAUGUCCGCACCAGGGUGGCUUUGCCAUCAAGCUCACAGAAAAGAUCGAGGAUCUUGUCACUGCCCUGUUCUUGCCACUAUACUUUACCCUAUCUGGGUUGAGCACUAACCUUGGCUUGCUCGAUAACGGGACUGUCUGGGGAUAUGUCGUGGGAAUUAUUGCCGUCGCCUUCUUUGGUAAAGUGGCCGGCGGUGCGCUCGCAUCACGGUUUACCGGUCUUCUUUGGCGCGAGAGCUUCUCCAUUGGAGUGUUGAUGAGUUGCAAAGGCCUCGUCGAGCUGAUUGUACUGAACAUUGGUUUGCAAGCCAAGAUCCUGAGUACUCGGACCUUCACCAUGUUCGUGGUCAUGGCUCUCGUGACAACAUUCGCCACCACUCCGUUGACCACUCUCCUCUACCCAAAGUGGUACCAGACGAAGGUCGAACGCUGGAGGAAAGGUGAGAUCGACUGGAAUGGCAAGCCGCUACAAUCAGACACACGCAGAGAUAGCGUGGCCUUGGCCAAAGAUCAAUUGAGGUCGAUUCCCGUGCGGAAACUGCUUGUCUAUCUACGCCUGGACGGACUAUCUGGGAUCUGUACAUUGGCUGCUCUUCUUGGGUCAAGUCGUCUGGCGCAAGCAUCACCCCCAAGAAUCCAUCCGGCGAAAGUCGAUUCGAUCAAAUCCGCUAGCGAAGCCGUAGAGGAUCCAGCGACAGCAGCCGACUUCGAGGAGACGGCAUUACGGGUACACGGCGUCCGAUUGAUGGAGCUCACGGACCGAGACUCCAGUGUCAUGACGGUAUCCGAAAUAGAUGAAUGCACGCUGUGGGAUCCGGUAAUCAACACGUUCCAGGCAUUCGGCCAAUGGCAUGACAUCUCGAUCGUUGCAGGCGUGUCCGUCGUCCCCGAGUAUUCGUUCGCCGAUACCGUGGUAGGCAUGGCACGCGACGAAGUCCCAGAUCUCUUGCUGAUCCCGUGGAGCGAAACGGGAGCCAUGAGCGAUCGCCAAAGCGGCAUUGGGAUCGACGAAGCAUGUCGAUUUGCAAGCGGUCCAUUUACGCAGUUCACGUCUGAUCUUCUCAGCCGAGUCACGAGCAAUGUCGGGAUCUUCAUUGAGCGCAGCGUGUACACAAAGCAGUCUACAAGGAACCGCCCACAGGUCAAGCGAUCCACGAGCGCCAUGAGCAUUCGCAGCUCUAUCUGGGGCUCUCCGGCAGUAGCACGGUCGCACCACAUAGUUUUCCCAUUUUUUGGCGGAGAAGAUGACCGGUUCGCGCUCCGGUUUAUCCUACAAUUAGCACAGAACGACCAGGUCACAGCGACCAUCAUCCACAUGGACGCUACCUCAUGUAACUCGACGGCCGUGAAAUCCCCCGUGUCAGCCAUCCUGCAUCCUAUUUCAAGCAAGUCAGAGGCGGAUGCAUCGAUCGGAGACCGCGAACCGCAACCGCAGAUACAAUCUGACCACGCUUUCCUGGCAACCAUUCGCGACUCUCUACCCAAAGACCUGGAAGACAGGGUCAUUUUUAACCGCGUAAGCCUUGCAGACGCGAUGGCGGACACCGUCCCUCUAACCAUCGUCAAAGUAAAAGAGGAGAUGGACCGCACGUCACACAAGGCUGGAAACAUGGUCAUCGUCGGACGGCGAAACGACAAGAUUGAUCCUCAACCACGGUACACCGAGCUGGCUCUGGGUUCGAACCCACCGAACGAGACAGGUGCGGAGACAAGGAAGGUUCUUGGAGCGGUUGCGGAGGCGAUAGUCCGAGAGGAUCGGGUUAUUGGGAAUGUUCUUGUCCUGCAGGCAAGGACAACCUAGGAUAUGUAGUACGAAUUUACGGCUCACGACAUGUUGGAUAUGAUAUUAUUCCCCUUGACAGCGCAAUAGCACACUGAGAUUGAGACUGAGAUUGAGAUUGAGGGACCAUGGCUCUUCCAAGG
Molecule: messenger RNA, 3815 nt
Organism: Monascus purpureus
Lineage: Eukaryota; Fungi; Ascomycota; Eurotiomycetes; Eurotiales; Aspergillaceae
Source: the annotation of a GenBank genome assembly